Laccaria bicolor S238N-H82 is the source of this 1230-nucleotide messenger RNA. RefSeq lists its product as uncharacterized. Lineage: Eukaryota; Fungi; Basidiomycota; Agaricomycetes; Agaricales; Hydnangiaceae. The record is from RefSeq and is a predicted model, not a curated record. Bases 1 to 1230 code for a protein of 409 amino acids. The transcript is spliced from 12 exons.
AUGCACAUGCCCUCUGUCCUCAGCUUUGUCGUCGUCCUCCUAGCCACUAGCCUUGCGUUGGCGAGCGAUAUCUGUACAUACGCCUCCACCAAUUGCGGUGGGUCGUAUGGUUGUUGUUCAAACAUUCCGUCAAAUGCUUGCUGCUCCUGGCCAAGCAAUUAUGGUCAGUCGGUGAGGUUCCAGAACAUGCCGGGGUCUUGGUUUGGAAGGACGUACAGCGAUUCUGCCUGCAAAGAUCAGGCGGCUGGAAUAGCUCCUGUGAGGAAUGUGCCUGUCUGUUCCAGCGUCACUUCAAGUUCAAAAGCCAAUUGGUUGUCUGCGAGCUGGGGUCCGGGUGGUGGUGGGUUUCGGAGACGCGAUACUGAAGGUCACGACGACGUUUUGAACUGUGUUCUGCCGAACGUGAUUGGGUUCACCACGGAGGAUGGGAAGGAGCACCUUGUCAAGGUCCCCGAAGGGACGGCCUUUGAUGAGCUGAACGAGUGGUCUUAUGCAUUCGGUGAUGUUCAAAGUAAAAUAGCUGGUGAAGGUCAAAGGUGCAAAACACUUCGACCAGAAGACACCCUCUGCCCAAUACUAGCGGACACUCUAAUGGUAACCUGGGUCGUUGCCAGAAACCCAUUCUUCAUUAUCGACCCGCCGGGGGUUCGAUUCCCUCUUAAUGCACUUCUUGUUCUGACAGGCAUGUAUUUUGUAAUUUUGGCGGGAAAAAGGCGUAUUUUCUUGAAUACUGUACCGUCCACCUUCAAGGCAACGUCUUCUUCUACAAUACCCUCAGGGUCAACCAACCUCGAAUCCUACCCAGCUGGCGCCUGUAUCACUACAAACGGUACAUCACUAUUGCUUGCCCUCCACCAAUUUCCAAGUCUACCACAGGCUCAAACACAACGCGACCCCAUUCUCAAUAAUCCCCAAAAAAAAAAAAUCUGGACGACCGCUUUCCCCCUCAAACCCACUCUUGGAUCCCACCCAGGGGACACUGGACGCCGAAACGCUAGCUUUGCGUUAUCGAGCUCGAGGACACCUUUUAAUUUGAAGAAGAAGAGGCGGAGGUGUGAAUUUUGGGUGAUGCAGGAAGACUCACAGGAGUGGAAUUUGACGGUUUGGAAUGCAACGUGUAAUGUCUGUCCCUAUGAGGUGAUCCUCCGAUCUGUGAUUGGAUUGCGUGGUUCCUGGGAGACGUCACCUAAUUGCUUCAUUCUGCAAAUAACUGUUGGACAACUAACUUGA